GCGCCAAGAUCCCUCCUCCGAAAAUGAGCUUCAUUUUACCGGAGUAGACCAAGUGGAUAGAGUGCGGAGAAAUGUGCAACUAGCUUCUGAAUAAACUACUCAUACGGAGUACAGUCUACAGACAGCCAUUCCGGAUCUCAAGAUUUUGUAAUGUUUACUUAAGACUUAACCACCAAUCCCCCAGUUUACUACUGUAAUCGCCUCCAGAAGAUCGAGCUUAAGAGCUCCGGAUCAAAUCGCUAGAACAAGCUCGCAAGCAGACGAGAUCUGCGAUAGCAAAGUACAGAAGAACAUGGUGAGAGUUCAUGGAGGUCUGGUGAUAAUAAUCCUCAUCCUGCUCCUGCAGUGGUGUGAGCUCCCUCGGAGGGCGCAUGGCAGGUGCGUGGUGUUCAACUUCGGCGACUCCAACUCCGACACGGGCGCCUUCACGGCCGCCUACGGCCUCUACCUCGGCCCGCCCGCCGGCCGCCGCUUCUUCCACCGCACCACCGGCCGCUGGUCCGACGGCCGCCUCUACAUCGACCUCCUAGCCGAGAAGCUGGGGAUCGCCUACCUCAGCCCGUACCUCGAGUCCUCCGGCGCCGACUUCACCGGCGGCGUCAACUUCGCCGUGGCCGGCGCCGCCGCCGCCAGCCACCCGCAGAGCCCCGGCGCCAUCCCCUUCACCAUCGCCACACAGGCAAACCAGUUCCUGCACUUCAAGAACCGGACGACGGAACUCCGGCCGUCCGGGCGGGGCUCCAUGCUCCGGGAGGAGGACUUCCGGUCCGCCGUCUACUCCAUGGACAUCGGCCAGAACGACAUCACGGUCGCCUUCCUCGCCAACCUCACGCUGCCGGAGAUCGUCGACCCCGACGGCGGCGGCCCGCUCGCCGCCGCCGUCGCCGAGAUCGAGCGCGCCGUGCGGACGCUCCACGGCGCCGGCGGCGCGCGCAAGUUCUGGGUGUACAACACGGGACCCCUGGGCUGCCUGCCGCAGACGCUGGCGCUGCGGCAGAGGCCCGGCGACGAGCUCGACCCCGCCGGCUGCCUUGCCCGCUACAACGCCGCCGCCGCGGCGCUCAACGCCGGCCUCGCCGCCGCGUGCCGCCGGCUGCGCGACGAGCUGCCGGAGGCCACCGUGGUGUGCACCGACAUGUACGCCAUCAAGUAUGACCUCUUCGCCGCGGGGAGCGGCAAGUACGGCUUCGAGCGGCCGCUGAUGGCGUGCUGCGGCCAUGGCGGCCCGCCGUACAACUACGCGAACCUCAAGACGUGCGGGCAGCCGACGGCCACGGCGUGCCCGGAGGGGGAGAGGCACAUCAGCUGGGAUGGCGUGCACUACACAGAGGACGCCAACGCCAUCGUCGCCGACAAGAUACUCUCCGGCGACUUCUCCACGCCGCGCACCAAGCUCGAGGCACUGUGCGAGUGCUAGUUAAUUAGCAAUUUAGCACACAAAAAGACUUGUAAUUGAACAUCAUUUUUUUAAACAAAUAAUAAUGAUACUAGAAGAGCCAGUUCGCUUCCGUA
Messenger RNA from Brachypodium distachyon (stiff brome), 1512 nucleotides. Its product is annotated as GDSL esterase/lipase At1g09390. Lineage: Eukaryota; Viridiplantae; Streptophyta; Magnoliopsida; Poales; Poaceae. The record is from RefSeq and is a predicted model, not a curated record. Gene Ontology annotation, molecular function: hydrolase activity, acting on ester bonds. The transcript has a single exon. Bases 293 to 1417 code for a protein of 374 amino acids.